CCAGCCGUGCUUGCAUGUUAGUGUGUGAGUUCCAUCCUGGGAAACAGUUUCUUUUCUCACAUAAGGUGAAUAAAGGAUUUAUUUCGACUAAACCAGAGUUGGUGAUUGUUGGAACAGUGGAAAAAGCUAACAAAGCCUGUUUUGAAAACAUGGGAAUCAGACUUCAGAGGAUGUGUACCCCCCUUCUCUUUGUCACAAUGGCAAUGAGGGGAGGAAAAUAUCUGCUGCUCCUGGCAGUGUUCGUGGUCCUGGCAAGAUGUCAGCAAAUGCCACAAGUUUCUAUGUCACCCAAAUUGAAAUAUAUCUUCUCUGGGGACUUGUUUAAUUUGAGCUGUGAAAGCACAAGUGAGAACACAGUGAAAUGGUACGUGAACAACACGGAAGAAAGGCUGCAAACGAACAAAACCUGGAAGAUAGCGGUUGCUGCCCCCAAGCACUCAGGCGUUUAUCAAUGCGAGAGCAAUGGGAAAAGGAGUGGCAAUUUCAGCAUCAAAGUCCUGGAAUACACUCCCAGUGCCUCACUCAUCAUCAAGACAGGCCUGCCAGUGAUGCGGACUGAAGGUUCAGUUGUCCUGGAGCUUGAAAAUGAGGAUGGUCUGUGGGGAUGGAAGUGCUGGGUCAAACGAGGAGAGAAGACAAAAAUGAUUAAGCUGAGGUUGAAGGACGACAAUGUGAGUCUGGCCUUUCAACCCAACAGACUGAAUGACCCCGAGACCAUUUUCUGGUGUACUGAUGAAAAUGAAGAAAAAAGAAGUAACCAAAUCACAGUCAGGACCUCAGUGAAGGACUUAGCACUGGAAAUGGAUCGUCUGCCUGCCGUAGUUGGGGAGAGUCUGACUCUGAGUUGCCAUGUCUGGGGCACAAAUCAAAUUAGCGACACUGUUUUCUACAAAGACAAUCAAAUCCUUCAGCAUAGCAGCAGUCCUACCCACAAUAUCACAGUGACAGAAGAUUCAUCAGGAAGAUAUAAGUGUAAUGCCACCUACACAUACAAGGCCCGCACUAGAGGGCCCCCAUACCAAGAGGGCUCUGAUUUUCAAGAUCUGUAUGUCCAAGAGCCUCCUAUGAAGGCAGUUCUCUCUGAAAAAACUGGCAUGUGUUCUUGUCCACAUUGUCCCAGUGGUGCCUCCUAUCGCUGGUACCACAAGAAUGAUGGUCAGUCAUGGGCAUUAAUGAGUUCCAACCAAUCCAUGAUGCCAAAAGACAGUGGUACUUAUGCAUGUCGAGCUGUGUGGGUGAACGGGAGGUCUUUACUCAGCAACAACGUUUUUUCAGAUCAAUCUUCCAGCAGCACCUCUCUAAUAGUUUUGAUGAUCUUGGGGGUGGUGAUUCUAAUUGUCGUAGUUGCUGUUUAUAUAUAUUGUAAGAAGAGAAGAGCCACAGGAGCAAUAUACGAGGAUGUGCAGAUGAAGCCACGAGAGAAAGGUGACGACAAAUACGAGACGCUGCAGAAGCCACGUGGUGCCCAAAAGGAGGGCGAGUACGACACCCUUCACCCAGAAGCACCGGGCACGGAGAUGAAAGAGGGUGAAUACCAACCACUGAAGAAAGAGGAAAUGAAAGGGGAGGUGUACCACACACUGGGGAUGGAGGGGGCAGCAGGAGGAGAAGGGGCAUAUGAAGCACUGAAGAAAGAGGGAAUGAAAGAGGGGGUAUACCACAGCCUGGGAAUGGAGGGGGCAGCAGGAGGAGAAGGGGCAUAUGAAGCACUGAAGAAAGAGGGAAUGAAAGAGGGGGUAUACCACAGCCUGGGAAUGGAGGGGGCAGGUGGAGGACACGAAGCAGUAAGGAAAGACAAAGACAGUGAUUAUGAGAUAGUGAAAGAAAAGAUGUAAGCAAAGGCAGAGUAGCAAAUGAGUCAUGAAAUGAAAGAUAGGUCUCAGUAGCUUUUAUACUGAAGAAAAAUCACUUUUCCUACAUUUCCCGCAAACCAGCAAAGUCAGGUGAUGUCUUGGUCAAUCCUGAAGUUCAAAUUCUAUGAUCAGACAAAAGUUGUUAGUGCUAUAUGGGAAAUAUAAGUAACUAAAUAAACAAAAGUCAAGUUAAAAAAAGAGAAAGACUACCAAGUAACAAUAAAGAAGCUCCUGUAUGGUGCAUAGCGCACCAACUAACAAUUGUUUCCAUUACUUAUUAAUUAUAUUAAUCAUGUCAAUUAUAUGAAAUAGUCUGUAGAAAAUAAAAAAUUCCAUCACAGGUCACCAGAACAGAAAAUUUUAUUAUUUUGUGACACCAACAGUAAAAAACAACAACAAAUGUAUCCAAAGUGAGUGCUUGAUCAAAUUAAUCAAAUUCUGCUUUCAGUGAUGGGAAAAGGGUGAGCAAAUUCACUUUUUUUCCAGCAAAAAAAUAAUUUGCUUAUGUCUCCUUAUUAAGUCAUAUAAUCAUUUGUACAUUUGUCUUAUGAAAAGAUUUUUGUGUCUUAAAAUAUAUUUGCCUCACCAACACUUUCUGCAAUGUUCUAUUAUUUGUGCAAAUAGGAAAUGCCAUAAUAUUGUAUUGAUUCUGCUUUUACAUUCAAAUGUAAAAGUGCUUUAAAUUCCAGUGUGUAUGCUAAUCUGAUAUCAGCUUAAUUUGCCAUGUAAAGGCAGUACCUUAAGAGAGAGUCUCAUUCCCAUUGCAUUUUAUGUGCUCAAAUAAACCUAUUUUGAUGAAA
This is a messenger RNA of Siniperca chuatsi (mandarin fish), 2653 nucleotides long. RefSeq lists its product as uncharacterized. Bases 15 to 1835 code for a protein of 606 amino acids. NCBI's taxonomy places the organism in Eukaryota, Metazoa, Chordata, Actinopteri, Centrarchiformes, Sinipercidae. Gene Ontology annotation, molecular function: transmembrane signaling receptor activity. Gene Ontology annotation, biological process: cell surface receptor signaling pathway. The record is from RefSeq and is a predicted model, not a curated record. The transcript has 10 exons.